GGCGCGCCUCCGCGCUCUCGCCCCGGAAGUGUUUCCUGCGGGCCGGAGGGCGGGGCGCAGAGGCUGCAAGCAACACAUGUGCAGCUCCCGCGAUGAAGUUCGCGUACCGGUUUUCAAAUUUGCUGGGGACAGUCUAUCGGUGUGGAAACUUAAAUUUUACAUGUGAUGGGAAUUCAGUUAUUAGUCCUGUGGGAAAUAGAGUCACCGUAUUUGACCUAAAAAACAACAAGUCGGACACUCUGCCGCUGGCCACUCGGUACAAUGUCAAGUGUGUGGGGCUGUCCCCAGAUGGCCGCCUCGCCAUCAUCGUCGAUGAAGGGGGCGAUGCGCUGCUGGUCAGCCUGGUCUGCAGGUCCGUGCUCCACCACUUCCACUUCAAGGGUGCCGUGCACAGCGUCUCCUUCUCCCCUGAUGGCAGGAAAUUUGUGGUCACGAAAGGCAACAUCGCGCAGAUGUACCACGCCCCGGGGAGGAAGCGGGAGUUCAACGCGUUCGUCCUGGACAAAACCUACUUUGGGCCCUAUGAUGAGACCACGUGCAUCGACUGGACAGACGACUCCCGGUGCUUUGCAGUCGGGAGCAAAGACAUGUCCACAUGGGUGUUUGGGGCCGAGCGCUGGGACAACCUCAUCUACUAUGCUCUGGGGGGACAUAAGGAUGCCAUCGUGGCCUGCUUCUUCGAAUCCAGCAGCCUGGACCUGUACACGCUCAGCCAGGACGCAGCCCUGUGCGUGUGGCAGUGUGACACGGCCCCUGAGGGCCUGAGGCUCAAAGCCCCCACCGGCUGGAAGGCGGACCUGCUGCAGCGGGAGGAGGAGGAGGAGGACGCAGAGAGGGAGGAGGAGACCACCAUCCGCGGGAAGGCCGCACCGGCGCCUGAGGAGCAGCGGGGCAAAGUGAAGUACUCUCGGCUGGCAAAGUACUUUUUUAAUAAAGAGGGAGACUUUAACCACCUAACAGCGGCAGCAUAUCAUAAGAAAGUCCACCUCUUGGUCACUGGGUUUGCUUCCGGAAUCUUCCACCUGCACGAACUCCCGGAGUUCAGCCUCAUCCACUCCCUGAGCGUCUCAGAUCAGAGGGUCGCAUCCAUCGCCAUCAAUAGCUCCGGGGACUGGAUCGCCUUUGGAUGCUCAGGCCUGGGCCAGCUGCUGGUGUGGGAGUGGCAGAGUGAGUCCUACGUGCUCAAGCAGCAGGGCCACUUCAACAGCAUGGUGUCCCUGGCCUACUCCCCUGACGGGCAGUACAUCGUGACCGGCGGGGACGACGGCAAGGUCAAGGUAUGGAACACCCUCAGUGGCUUCUGCUUCAUCACAUUCACGGAGCACUCGAGUGGGGUCACCGGCGUGACCUUCACCUCCACCGGCUACGUCAUCGUGACCUCUUCCAUGGAUGGGACCGUGCGUGCCUUUGACCUUCACAGGUACCGGAACUUCCGCACCUUCACGUCUCCGCGCCCCACCCAGUUCUCCUGUGUGGCAGUGGACUCGAGCGGGGAGAUCGUCUCUGCUGGGGCCCAGGACUCCUUCGAGAUCUUUAUCUGGUCCAUGCAGACGGGCAGGCUCCUGGACGUUUUGUCUGGCCAUGAAGGGCCCAUCAGUGGUCUGUGUUUUAACCCGAUGAAGUCGAUCCUGGCCAGCGCCUCCUGGGACAAGACGGUGCGGCUGUGGGACAUGGUAGACAGCUGGAGGACCACAGAGAUGCUGGCCCUGACCUCCGAUGCUCUGGCUGUGACCUUCCGCCCUGAUGGAGCAGAGCUGGCUGUGGCCACGCUAAACUCACAGAUCACUUUCUGGGACCCAGAGAACGCGGUGCAGAUGGGCUCCAUUGAGGGCAGGCACGAUCUCAAGACGGGCAGGAAGGAGCUGGACAAAAUCACCGCCAAGCACUCAGCCAAGGGGAAGGCCUUCACCACUCUCUGCUACUCCGCGGACGGCCAGAGCAUUCUGGCAGGAGGGAUGUCCAAGUUCGUGUGCAUUUAUCAUGUCAAGGAGCAGAUUCUCAGGAAGAAGUUUGAGAUCUCUUGCAACCUCUCUCUGGACGCCAUGGAGGAAUUUUUGAACCGAAGGAAAAUGACAGAGUUUGGCAACCUGGCGCUGAUUGAUCAAGACGCCGCGGAGGAGGGUGGAGUCGCGAUACCACUUCCAGGUGUAAAGAAAGGGGACAUGAGCUCUCGGCACUUCAAACCUGAGAUCAGGGUGACUUCGCUCCGCUUCUCUCCCACCGGACGCUGCUGGGCGGCCACCACGACCGAGGGACUCCUUAUCUACUCCCUGGAUGCGCGCAUGCUCUUUGACCCUUUCGAGCUGGACACCAGUGUCACCCCGGGGCGGAUCCGGGCAGCGCUGCGCCAGCGGGACUUCACCAGGGCCAUCCUCAUGGCCUUCAGGCUCAACGAGAGGAAGCUGCUGCAGGAGGCCCUGGAGUCGGUGCCCUGGGAUGAGAUUGAAGUCGUCAGCUCCUCGCUUCCUGACUUGUAUGUGGAGAAGGUGCUGGAAUUUUUAGCUUCGUCCUUGGAGGUGUCCCGCCACCUGGAGUUCUAUCUCGUAUGGACCCAGAAGCUGCUUAUGGCGCACGGACAGAAGCUGAAGUCCAGGGCGGGGAAGCUGUUGCCGGCCGUUCAGUUCCUUCAGAAGAGCAUCCAGCGCCACUGGGAGGACAUCUCCAAACUGUGGCAUCGCCCUGGCCCUCGCACUUCCUGCCCCUCCCCCGGGCCCGGAGGAUCUGCGCUCGGCCUCUUCUGGGGGUCUCCCCUCCAGCUGGGGUCAGCUGUGACUGGAACCGCUACAACAUCCAGUACGCCCUGGCAAUUUCCAAGCAGCGGGGUGUGAAGCGCCCCUCGGACCCGCCGGGAAGUGAGGAGGAAGCAGGUCCGUCCGAUGACGACGAGGACAGUCUGCACCUCCUCCGGGGGCACCCCGGGGAGGUGGACACGGAUGGGCCGCUGCCCUAGAGCCGCCCUGCUGCAGGCCCGCUGGCCGUGCUUGAGACGCCGGGGGAGGUGGACGCCGCUGGAGGUUGGGGCUCUGUCCCCGAGGCUGGCGCUUCUGUGCGAAGCUGUCGCGGCCGCAGGGUCAGUGAGCUCACGGCCCAGAGCUGGCACGUGAGCGAAAGUGGACGUGGAGCCUCUGCUGCUGAAAACUGAGAGGCGAGUGGGAUCAUGUGUGUGGACUCAGACUUUGUAUGAGAAAUUUUACAUUUUUAAUACGAAGUUUUGACAAUAAACUUAGGGAUGAAAAUGUAUUUUUCUAAAAAGUAGCUAUGGGUUAAGUCUGGCCUCUGAAUUUGAAACAUUGGUGCUGUACCCUGAACGUGACUGUCCUGGGGAGAGCAGGGCCACCUGCCUGCUGGCACCUCCUGUCCCCUUGCUCGGCUGCCCUGUAGUAGAGCCUUUUUGCAG
Vicugna pacos (alpaca) is the source of this 3397-nucleotide messenger RNA. The record is from RefSeq and is a predicted model, not a curated record. NCBI's taxonomy places the organism in Eukaryota, Metazoa, Chordata, Mammalia, Artiodactyla, Camelidae.